CGUUCGGUGCUGAAGUGGGGCGGAUGGAAGAAAAACAGCGGCGAUGGACAUUACACCGCGGGAUUCCCAUCUACGAUGUCGUUAAAUAAGCAUCGGGACAUCGCGUUUGCACACCUAUCACCCUAGGACGCUGACAGCCCAACAGAAAGGGAUGCUGUACUUUCACCGCUCCCUGUACUCUCAAGCCCAUAAAUGACCCUUUCACCGAGAUCCAAGGAAGCCUAGGAGGCAACGGCGAGUGAAUCAAGCGAAAUAAGGAAAAAAGGACAGGAAGUAGUUACAUUUCACCUCAGCUCUCGUGUCCCUUUCUGUGCCUGUCGGUCAGGGAUGGUGAGACCAGUAACUUCUCUUCCUAGUGGUAAAAAGAACGUUCUCGCCUUGCCCCACAUCUCCAGAAAGCCGAACAGACGCCCAGACAGUCCACCAGUCAGUCACUCCGUCAACCAGCCUGCUAUCGUCCAGCAACCUAUUACCUCACACCAUGACUGCUCUGUCUGACCUGUUUUUAGGAACUCACUAAUUCAUGCCCCGGAGUGUGAGUGGAGUGGAGAUGAGAAAAAGGCAGGCGGCACACAUCGAGGCCCCACCCCAGGCCCCUGGACAGCCCCGACCCAACACUUGCUGCCUCUGCUGGUGCGGCUGCUGCAAGUGUCUGUGGAAUGAAGACAGGAUGGAGAGGAGUGAACGACAGACCUGCACCGGGAUGGACAGUAUUGAAGCGGCAGAAGAACAACACCCCAGUCUAGAGGAGUUGCUGUCGUGGUCACGGAGCUUUGAGAUGAUGCUGCGCUCGUUGGAGGGCCGGGAAGUCUUCCGGGAGUUCCUGCGCUCGGAGUACAGCGAGGACAACCUGCUUUUCUGGUUGGCCUGCGAAGAGCUGAAAAAGGAGACGAAUCCCUCAGUGGUGGAAGGGAAGGCCAGGAUCAUUUACGAAGACUACGUGUCCAUAUUAUCACCCAAAGAGGUGAGUUUGGACUCGCGGGUCAGAGAAGGAAUAAACCAGACCCUAGCGGAGCCCAGCAACCUGAUGUACGAGGAGGCCCAGUUCCAGAUCUACACCCUGAUGCACCGCGACUCCUUCCCCCGUUUCCUCAACUCCUCCGUUUACAGAGACCUCCUGGCCAACAGGAGGCGCACCUGCCUCGACACCUAGACCCCUCCACCCUUCCUCAUCGCCAUCGUACGCCAACGAGACUACUACUUAAACUUCAAAUACUACUAUGGUGCCAGAAGUCGGGUUUGGAAAAUCUCUCCCUCUUUUUUGAUUGAAAAGACUGAAUGACAUCCGAGAUAGCUGGUUGUUUUUUUUAUUUAUAUUUUUUAAGCAAUUUAUAUCCAGUUCUCCACUGGAGCCAGGUCGGCCUUUGCUGGUUGGUUAUUGGUCAAUUUAAGACCAUUAAUGCUGGCCAGUGAUUGUUUCGCUAGUGAUUUGUGCUGUUUGUUACGGUUGACUGGCCAACCCUCGUGUCAGCUAUUGGUUGAAGUGGCCAACCUGAUGGCCAGCUGUUGGUAAACUGUGGACAAGGACUCCUCAGGCGGUGGGGACAGAAACAGAGAGAGAGAGAGACAAAAAAAAGGACAAGCCAACUGUUCCUGUACUGUAAUAUUUAGACCUCAUGCUUUCUACCCUCACUUCAAUAUUCUCUAACUUUACUCAUUCUCUUUAAUAUUUUUUGUUUUGUUUUCCUAAUUCUGUCCUUUUCCUCAGAUGUGUUUAAUUUUGUUUUUAAUUUCUCGUCUGUCCAAACAUGACACCUAGUUGUUGUUGGUGGGAGUUAGGGCGCGUCUGCCCAUUUAACCAGUAGAAGCACUGGCUCUGCAUGUAACUCUCUCUCUCUACAGUAGCUUGACCAUGUAAGCCGUGGACUGCAACCGUUUUUUGAAUAUUGAGAUGUAUUAAGUCUCUCUGUCUGGCUGUCUAAGUUCAGUGAAGGGAAAAAGUACACUUCUGCCAAUUUAAAGCAUACUGCAGUUUUUUUAUUGAGGAGAUUUGAUUGCUUCUGCAGCAAAGGCAGCAGCACCUACCCAUCCAUCCACCUGUCCAUCCAUCUGUCCGUCCGUCCAAGCACUUUCCUUCUUUAGGAUUCUUUAACUGGGAGAAGUAAGGGCUAGAAUUGUGGUUGGGCAGCUACAUGUAUUAUUAUUACUCAUGAACUUUAAACAAAAAAAAUCUCUCCACUGAGAAAAUCACAAUGCCUUUACAUGUAAGAAAAGGCAGCACAAGCGCUGCUGGAGUUUUUCUGGAAAGCAACCACAGUUUGUCCAACGAUCCCUACCUCCCAUCUUUUUCCCACUCCCUUCCUCCCUCCUCCCUAUUCCCUCCAACUCAGACCAUCACAGCCUGACAAGCACAGGUGCCCAAU
Molecule: messenger RNA, 2363 nt
Organism: Morone saxatilis (striped sea-bass)
Lineage: Eukaryota; Metazoa; Chordata; Actinopteri; Moronidae
Gene: rgs17
Product: regulator of G protein signaling 17
Exons: 6
Coding region: 524-1153 (209 amino acids)
Source: RefSeq, a predicted model, not a curated record